CCGAAGGAAACCAUGCCUACAAACGGCGAUUGAUCAUCAACUUUCCCGGCGCUUCAUCACCCAUGCAAACCCUCAUAAGAACCGCUAUCAAGCAUAAAUUAAGCAUACGAAUCCCAAGCCUAUUGUUCCACAGGGAAGAUAAGUUCAUAGAAACCGCGACAACAUCUCACGAGAGAAUGCCCUUGCUGAGGUCAGACAUGAAACCCGAGCAGGUCGAGGAUUGUGUCGAGCAGCAAGCGUCGUUGCAGAGGGACCACCGGGACCUGUCCGACGCCGCCGAUAGGGUCUUCGGCUUUGGCAACUGGAGUGAAGAGCUCUAUCCUCCGGAGUGGCUCGAAUACGAGGACAAUGAGACCGAUCCUUCGGUGACGGUGAGAGUUUUUGUCAAGGUCCGAGUCUGGGUUACAUCCCCACAAUAUCCAUGCUGUCGCGACGAGAUCAGUACUACGACAUGCACCUACACUAUACCUGCGGACGACACAAGGACACGGGCUGAGGUCCGGCAUUGGCUCCAAAUGGUCGCUCUGGAGACGGCAGUUUUGCGAGGUAAAUGUGGUGCCUUGAGGCUCUUUGAGUCCAUACUCCUUGAUGGCCCCGAAGAGCUAUGAGCUUGGAAAAGGGAACGGAGGCUGGAAAGAAUAAUCCACGCCGACGAGGGUGGAACUGAUAGCUAUUGCUUACUAGCUUUGAACCAUACCGCCAUUUAUCUCGAUGAUUGUGGCUCGAUAUUCCGCCUUCAACGGUGGUUUGUUUCUAUAUUACCUUCCUCCCCCCCGAGUUUCUUCAACAAGGCACAAUUGCAUAUUGUACAACAUGGGACACAUUCUUUACUGGGAUGUUGCAUGGAAGAUGGGCGUUCA
Messenger RNA from Aspergillus japonicus CBS 114.51, 860 nucleotides. RefSeq lists its product as uncharacterized. Lineage: Eukaryota; Fungi; Ascomycota; Eurotiomycetes; Eurotiales; Aspergillaceae. The coding region runs from base 63 to 608 and encodes 181 amino acids. The record is from RefSeq and is a predicted model, not a curated record. The transcript has 2 exons.